UGACAGUUCUGAAAGGAGCUUUGGGGCAGCCUGCUAUAAAACGCCUCUCCCCAGAGUAGAGGGGCCAGAGGAGUAAAGCUAGUCAUUCAGAUUGGAACCUAUCAGAUCCUCACUUGUUCUUGACGGAGUAUUUCAACAGAUCGUUUCGUGUUGCGUUAUACUACAGACGGGACCAUGAUGAUCCCAAGCGUCCUUGCGCCUAAUGCGAUGUACCCAGGCCUUUACCGCCCCUCCGCCUCCAUGCCGCUCCAACGGUCUCUGCAGAACGCGUUUCCAACCCACUCCAGCUUUCUAGUGGAGGACCUGCUGCGGAUAAGCAGGCCGGCGGAGUACCACUUCAGCCGGACGCUCCCCUCAGCAAGCGUCUCCCCGGCGACAACCACCACAACCAUGUCCUUCAGUGCCAUGCCACAGGAGCGCAUCGUCUCUCCAACUGCCUCGACGCGUGAAUCAUGCUCUCCGAAAACGUCACAACCGAGUAGUAAAGACCCAACUUAUCUUAAAUUUGGAGUCAGCGCAAUCCUGGCCCCAUCACCAAAGACCGCAUCGUUGCCCCCCGCCAUCCACCACAGUAUGCACCCCAAGGCCUUCUCUCUCCCCUACUUCGACGGAUCCUUUCACCCCGCCUUCUUCCGGUCGACAUAUUUCCCAGCAUCUUCAUCGGUCGUGCCCAUCCCAGGGACCUUCUCUUGGCCACUGGCCAACAGAGGGAAGCCGAGGAGAGGGAUGCUCCGACGGGCAGUGUUCUCUGACGUGCAGCGCAAAGCUCUGGAGAAGAUGUUCCAGAAACAGAAAUACAUCAGCAAACCAGACAGGAAGAAGCUGGCCUCAAAGCUCGGUCUCAAAGACUCGCAGGUUAAAAUCUGGUUCCAGAACCGCAGAAUGAAGUGGAGGAACUCUAAAGAGAGGGAGCUCCUGUCUUCAGGAGGUUGUCGCGAGCAGACCCUGCCCACCAAAACGAACCCACACCCAGACCUCAGCGACGUCGGCAAGAAGUCCUCGGCAGAGGAGGACGAGAUGGAAGAGAACCCAUUCGGCGCUAGAGGCGCGCCUGGCCUUUGCCAUUCCCCCGCAGCGGGGCACGAGCUGUCCAACAGCGGCGGAUCGAACCUCUCGUCGCCAUCUCUCUCCAGCAAGCACUCGGAAUUCUCAGAAUCAGAUGAAGAAGAGAUCACAGUUUCUUAAUUGAUUUAUUAAAACUCAGAUAUGUUUAUAAAAUGGUUAUCCACAGGUUAACUGUACCUAUGUGACCAUGUUUGCAAGAGUCUGUAUCCCUUAAUUUAGACCCAACUACUAAGAAAUGUAUUUAUUUCAUAUUCCACAAUAUUUUCAAACAAUGAACUUCUGUCAAAUCAAUUUAGGCUACAUCCAUGAUUAUUUCUUUUAAAAAUAACUGCAGGGUUUAUUUUAUAGAAAGGGCCGGCUCUAGCCUUCUGGGGGGCCCUAAGGGAGAUUGUUGGGGGGCCCCCACCAAGAGGGCAAUUUUUUUUAGUGGCUCCCCUCUUGACAGCAGCGUUUUAAAGUGCAUUUCCUUUAAUUCUACACAUUUUGACAUGUGGUGAAUGGAAAAUGUUGCAGUUAUAAAGUUUUCAGCAGGUCUACACACUUUGCCAUGGUGUGGAGAGAAAAUAUUGACAUUUUAUAAUAAUGUCAUUAAAUUCUACUCAUUUUUGCCAUGACAUGUCAUGUUAAUGAUAGCUGAGUGAGAGUGAUUAAAGGGGCCCUGGGCUUGGUCGGAAUUCGGCCAUGAUUUUCUACAAGUUUAGAUGACUGGCUAGACUAACUUACCAAUCUAAAAAUUGUUUGCAGGAAUGGCUAAUUGAGUGACUGACAAAACAAGAGAAGAGCUGCUGAUGCACAACCAAAUUUCAAACUUGCACCUUGUGUAUUCUACUAUUCUAACUCUCAACAGUAAGUUGAGAACCUGACCGAGUUCAAAUAAAUUAUAUAGUGGGCCCAAGUGGCCCUUAAACGACCGCUUAUAUCGCUUAUGCCUGGAGCCGUCCCUGUUUAUCGGAUAUACUUAGAAAUGAUUUGCUGUUUUGCACAGCUCUUUCAAUUGUACAGUAUUUUGUACAACUAUUUGUAUGGAGAUUUUAUGCCAAGAAAAUGGAGUUACCUGGACUUAACAGUUUUUAUUGAAAAGUGUAGACAUUUCGUGCGUAAUUUAUACGGAUUUGUUAAUUCAAUGUAUUGUGUGUGUGUGUGUGUAUAUAUAUAUAUAUGUGUGUUAAUAUUUCACUAUGUUUGUUAUUUCAAUGUAUUGUGUGUGUAUAUGUGUUAAUAUUUCACUAUGUUUUGUACAAAUACCAAAUAAAAUGUAACAGCUA
Molecule: messenger RNA, 2330 nt
Organism: Oncorhynchus gorbuscha (pink salmon)
Lineage: Eukaryota; Metazoa; Chordata; Actinopteri; Salmoniformes; Salmonidae
Product: homeobox protein DBX1-A-like
Exons: 4
Coding region: 175-1185 (336 amino acids)
Biological process (GO): regulation of transcription by RNA polymerase II; cell differentiation in spinal cord
Molecular function (GO): DNA binding; DNA-binding transcription factor activity, RNA polymerase II-specific
Source: RefSeq, a predicted model, not a curated record